GAGCAAUGAGGAGCUACUGAUUGUGAGAGCGAGCACCACCUCAUCUCGAUUCUUUCGGGCUAUCAUCUGCUGCCGCUACCCAGAGCCGUGCGACCAUUAUCACCCGUAGACAAAAAGCUGUCAGCAGAGCGAAGACCGUCUCGCUGCGGACUUCGGUUCGCCCGCUUAGCCUGCCCUGUCACCUCCAACCCUUAUACACUACGUCAGCAGCGAAAUCACUGCCAACACUCAUGACGGCGGCCGCCCCGUCUGAAUCUGGAGGUUGGCAUUUUAUCGGGAGCCCCGCAAGUUAACGGAGGCAACCAACAAGUCUAUGUGGACACGCGAACUUUGCUCCUUCUAGCUGAACGAUGCCUGGAGCAAUCAUACCCCAGUACCAGCGCCUGGGUUCGAGCGUACCCGUGUCCGUGAUUCGGAGAUCGCUGCGGCCCCGCGAGAAAUGUCUCAUUCUGCUCGUUUUUGCUACAUUGGGCAUAGUGGUUUUUUGGGCUUUCUUCUACCUGCCCGAGUACGGAAAGGUGUCCUAUCAAGUUCAGAAGGCUGGCGCGGACCUUCUUUUGCCACCUUCAGAGAGCAAGCACGGCGAAGCAGAAGAUCCCCACAAAAGAGAUGACAUUGAAAAACUGAAAAUUAGAAUAGAAAAUGACAGCGAUAAGGUUUUGGACAAGCCUGAAGUGAAAAGGGAUUCAACAGAGAGAUCAUUGGACCAACCAGAAGUAAUUCAGGCUUCCGAUCCCUCAAAGGAUCUAGGCGAAAAUUUGAUUCCAAGAUCAAGAAGCCCAAUGUUAAAUGGUGGGGAAGACAGAGAUGAUAAAUCUCGCGAGAGACGAAAUGUUGUGAAAAAGAUGAUGCAGCACGCGUGGGAAAAUUAUGAGUUAUACGCGUGGGGCAAAAAUGAACUACGACCGGUCACGAAGCGCGGUCACAGUGCUUCAAUUUUCGGUUCAGCAAGCUUGGGCGCCUCAAUCAUUGACGGGAUGGACACCCUGUAUAUCAUGGGGAUGGAUGCAGAGUUCCAGAAGGGACGAGACUGGAUUGCUCAUAAUCUGAAUUUGGACAACGUGAGUGCUGACUUGUCCGUGUUUGAAACGAACAUUCGUUUUGUUGGUGGUUUGUUGACCCUCUUCUCCUUCACUGGUGAUUCGAUGUACAAAGAUAAGGCUGUUCACAUAGCUGACAAACUGCUACCUGCAUUCAAUACUCAAACGGGAAUUCCCCUGGCAAUUGUCAAUUCUAGAACUGGAACCAGCAAAAAUUAUGGCUGGGCAAGCGGUGGUAGCAGCAUUUUGUCCGAGUUUGGAACGCUGCACAUGGAAUUCACCUACCUCUCUGACAUAACGGGUGAUCCCAAGUACCGAGAGAAAGUUGACAGGAUUCGCGAUGUGAUCAAGAAAAUGGAUAAACCAAAGGGACUCUAUCCUAAUUACAUCCACCCCAGGUCUGGAAAAUGGGGUCAAGCUCACAUGUCCCUUGGUGCCUUGGGUGAUAGUUUCUACGAAUACCUACUGAAAGCAUGGCUGCAGUCCAAUAAGCAAGAUGUCGAAGCGAGAAUUUUGUAUGAUGAUGCCAUGCAGGCCAUAACUGAGCACAUGGUCCGCACCUCACAAGGUGGACUCAUUUAUGUGUCUGACAUGAAAUUCGACCGACUCGAGCACAAGAUGGACCACUUGGCCUGCUUUGCUGGUGGUUUGUAUGGACUUGGAGCCAAAACACAGCAUAACGACCAGUUCAGCAGACACAUGGAGAUUGCUGAAGGAAUAACAAAUACAUGCCACGAAAGUUACAGCAGAUCAAACACCAAAUUAGGACCCGAGAGCUUCAGGUUCACCGAUGCAAUUGAAGCCAAGGCAUUGAAAAGCACUGAAAAGUACUAUAUUCUUCGGCCAGAGACAGUCGAAUCUUACAUGAUUAUGUGGCGACUCACCAAAGAGCAGAAAUACCGCGAGUGGGGCUGGGAGGUGGUGCAAGCCCUCGAAAGGCACUGCAAAGUCGAGGGUGGCUACACUGGAAUCAAAAACGUGUAUUCGGACGAUCCGCAGAAGGAUGACGUUCAACAAAGCUUCUUUUUAGCAGAGACUUUAAAAUAUUUAUACCUGUUGUUCAGUGACGAUAACUUGAUAUCACUAGAUGAGUGGGUGUUCAACACUGAGGCGCAUCCCUUGCCUAUCAAAGACGUGAAUCCGUACUACCGCGCCGCUUAAAAAUGCCAACUUUUCUCUUCAUCAACUUCAUACAUUCCUAACAAUAACAAAGAACUCGUUUGUCUCUGUUAGCUGUGUGGAUAUGUUGCUUUUGCACUGGCGGGCAGUAGGUCGUUUUUAAAACCACUAAGAGACUUUUAGAAAAGAUAAACGAGAGAUUCACUGCAAUACUGCUGCUGCCGCUUAUAUGUACUUGUUUUCCGCAGUCUUUCCAUUUCAACCAUUGAUAUCCUACAGACGAAAUUAAUUUUGACACCUAUUUAAUUGUGUUUAUGAUGCAGUCAUGGACAGGGCUGCCUUUUCAGUCAAUGCAGAUUCCUGUUUGCUUGUAAUUCAAGAUAUUCGUUUUUUAACGCUGUAUAUUAUUUUUGGAAUUGAAUAAGUUUAUUUAGUAUUUAUGAUACAACAUUGGUAUAAAGAUAUUUUCAAUUUGAAUGAUAUCACGUUUGCGUGUGUGAAUCUGGGUGAAUUUCUUAAAUGACUGCGUGCAUUUGAAAUAAAAUUAUUACAUAAA
This is a messenger RNA of Cloeon dipterum, 2715 nucleotides long. It is a transcript of the gene alpha-Man-Ia, whose product is annotated as alpha-Mannosidase class I a. The coding region runs from base 351 to 2201 and encodes 616 amino acids. Gene Ontology annotation, biological process: carbohydrate metabolic process; mannose trimming involved in glycoprotein ERAD pathway. Gene Ontology annotation, cellular component: Golgi membrane; endoplasmic reticulum. NCBI's taxonomy places the organism in Eukaryota, Metazoa, Arthropoda, Insecta, Ephemeroptera, Baetidae. The record is from RefSeq and is a predicted model, not a curated record. Gene Ontology annotation, molecular function: calcium ion binding; mannosyl-oligosaccharide 1,2-alpha-mannosidase activity. The transcript is spliced from 10 exons.